Messenger RNA from Striga asiatica, 792 nucleotides. The record is from the annotation of a GenBank genome assembly. Lineage: Eukaryota; Viridiplantae; Streptophyta; Magnoliopsida; Lamiales; Orobanchaceae.
AUGGAUUUUACCGCUCUUUUGAAGGGCUCGAUCAUGGAUUACGAACUCGGGUUUGGGUUUUACACUAUCGGGCUGUUGUUUAAGCUACUUCCUCAAUUUCUUUGCAUUUUUCUGUUCUUUGGAUUUGGAAUGAAAUUGUUGUGCUCCGAUAGGUUCGUUAGGGUUUUGGUUCGAUUUGUGUGUGAUUCGAGAAACUGGUUUUGCUCAGAAAACGCUGCUGAUGGUGAUAAAAAGGGGAUGCUUUUGCAAAAACCAAACCCUGAUACUGAUUUAGUUGAUUUCGAUUCUGAUGAUGAAUUUGAUGAUGCCGAAAACUGGGAAGACGAUGAAAAUUGGUGUAAGGAUGAAGAUUUGGAGUCCGAUUUGUGGAAAUUGAUGAAAAUUUCGAAAAUGGAGAGGCGCAGAGCCAAUGCAGCUUUAUCCGAGCUUGCUAAAGAACGAGCAGCUUCAGCUUCUGCAGCCGAGGAGGCCAUGGCCAUGAUCUUACGCCUUCAGAACGAAAAGAGCUUGAUCGAACUCGAGUCGAGCCAGUACAAGAGAUUGGCAGAGGAAAAGCAGAUUCACGACCAAGAAGUAAUUAGGUCCUUGCGGUGGCUCGUCUGGAGGCACGAAUCAGAAAGGAGCCUACUGGAAGACCAGCUCAAAUACUGCCGGAAAAAAUUGAAGCUCUGUUCAAGUGUCCAACAUGAAGAUGAUGAGGAAGCUCGAAUGAGCUCGUUCAACGGUAACAUUCUGGACACUCUUGAAAAUGUGCUUUAUAGCUCGCGUGACCCGAAUUUGCUGUCUCCUUGA